Messenger RNA from Dentiscutata erythropus, 2729 nucleotides. Lineage: Eukaryota; Fungi; Glomeromycota; Glomeromycetes; Diversisporales; Gigasporaceae. The record is from the annotation of a GenBank genome assembly.
AUGGAUACUAGAACUUUACCACCAGAAUUUCAUUCUGAAUUAGCAAAAUUGAAAAAGGAAUUGGAAGAAGAAUAUAUAACAGAAAAAGGUUUCGAAAAAGAAAAGAAUGCAUUGUUAGAAAAAUAUAAACAGUAUACUUCCGUCGAGAAUAAUGUUAUAGAUGUGAGAAUAAAUGAUUUAUCAAUAUCUGAUUAUGGAAGGGAUAUUAGCAAUAAUUUACAAAAUUUUUACGCUAAAAAUGGAGAUAUUAAUUCACAUAAAGCUUAUAGGUCAGAGGAUAUGAGCAAUAACCUUUAUUCGAAUAAUGAUGAAAUUUCUUACUCUCAUAAUCAGGAUAUUCCAUCAUUUGGUCAUCCAAAUCAGCAUCGUUAUUCAAGUCAAAUAACAAUGCCUUUACAUACGAAUGUUCAUCAUUCUCAUAAUCGUACUCAAAGUGUCGAUGCAAUAGAUACUUAUAAUCGGAGACAUGUUUCAUUGUCGCGAAAAACAGAUUUGAACGGUCCAAAUUUAAAUAUUUCUGUAGCUCCACCUGUACCUUCUUCUUUAGAUCCUAAUUCUCGAUGGAAUUCAUUACCACCUACUCCAAGUGGGUAUAUUCCUGUACAAUCUCAACAAGUCUAUAAUUCUUCACCUCCUUAUCAUCCUUCAUCAAUUGGACGACCAAUGGUAGGGAGACCUAGACCACCAUUACCACCAACUCCAUAUAACAUUCCGUACGCAAAUAAUGGAAUGUAUGGUGUAAUGCCUAGACCAGUACCCGGAUCUCAUGCUAUUAGACCUCAAACACGCCCAUUACAAUAUAUGAGACCACCUUUUAAUACUGUUGACAUUCCAAUGGCAGGAAGGACACAACAACUUAUUAACGAAGAACUGGAUGUAGGCGUAGGAAGGCAAAAUUUUGAAGCUACCCGAAUUCAAGAUGAUAAUGUAUCAAUUAGAUCUAGUAAAUCUUAUUAUGGCUUCAAAUUGGAUGGUUCAGCAAGUCAAACCAUACCUAGUGAUGAAAGAUUCAUUAAACCUGAAGAUAUACCUAGAAGAGAUAAUGGAAAUAGAUUUUCAUUAUAUAAUAAUCAGUUACAUACUGACGCCUUAGAAGAUUUGGAAAAUUUUGAUCCAAGUCUUUCAAAAUUGGCCGGUCGACAAUUCAUGCCAUUCGAACCUAGAGAAAUUCCUUUUAAGAUGUCUGACUCAUUAAAUCCUUCGCAACUUCUUUCUGAUUUCUCUAAUGUAGCUGCAAUCCUUAAGUAUAGAGGUAGUAAUACUCCAAAAAAAAGAGCUUUUCUAGCCGUUGAUCAAAAAGGACGUGAACUUGGUGAUUUGAAUUGGGAAAAAUUAAAUUCGAAAGCUGAAAAAAUUGGUCAAAUUAUAAUACGUGAUAGUGGAUUAAUGAUGGGUGAAAGGGUUGCUUUAAUAUAUCGUAAAAAUGAAGUACUCGAAUUUUUAACUGCCUUAUAUGGUUGUUUUUAUGCUGGUGUCGUGGCUGUACCAAUUAAUGCUGUCGAAAAAUUUGAUGAACUUUUAUUCAUACUUGAAAGUUCAAGCGCUAAAUUAGUACUAACAACUAAUAAUAAUUAUAAAGUAUUUACUCAAGAUUUAGCGAAACAACAAAAAGAAUUACCAAAAUCUGUACUUUGGUGGAAAACUGAUGAAUAUGGUUCUUUGAAAAAAGGUGAAAGAAUUGGAAGGUUUAAUUCUACUGAGAUAGCGUAUAUUGAAUACACUAAAAGUCCUAAUGGUGAAUUGAAAGGUGUAGUAAUAAGUCAUAAAACAAUAUUAGCUCAAUGUAAAGUAAUGAGUGGAAGUGUUAUAGAUAAUAAAUCUCGGAAAAAAGUGAAUGAAGGAAGUAAUGAAGCGACUACGUGGACGCAAGACACGGUGUUAACUUAUUUAGAACCUAGACAACAAAUAGGACUGUUAUUAGGUACAUUAUGGGGAGUUUAUAGUGGAAAUUUAACGGUAUUUUUAGCGAGUCUUGGACCAGACACCCCAGGGCUUUGGACAAGUUGCGUUUCUAAAUAUCAAGAUACUCUAACGGUUGAUCCCAUGAUAAAUGAAAUAAUAGCUGAAAAAUUUUUAAAACCAUUAGGUGUAAAAUAUCCAUUAGAUGUAAUAACUCCAUUAAUUAGUUUACCAGAACAUGGAGGUAUGAUACUUAGUUUUGGUGAUUUAUUGGGUGUUCAAGGACUUGAUGAUCGUAAUGAAGGGGAAAGGAAAACAAAAGAAUAUUUGUUGAGUAGGGAAGGAUUGAAAGAGAAUAAAAUUAUUAUAUGGUCUGGUGAAGGAGGAAAACAUAAAGAUAAAAGAUUUAUAAAAGUUGGUGCUUUUGGAUUUGUAAUGCCAGAAGCAACCAUUGCAGUAGUAGAUCCAGAGACAAGGGCAUUAUGUCUUCCGGAUACAGUAGGUGAAAUAUGGGUGGAUUCGCCUUCAUUAUCUGGAGGAUUUUGGAAUUUACCUAAACAUACUGAAUCAAUAUUUCAUGCUCGACCAAUAUUUGUACCACCUGAUACCUCAAAACCGGAAUAUUUUGAACAAGAAUUCUUAAGAACUGGAUUAUUAGGAACAUUAAUUAACGGGCAAUUGGUAGUGUUUGGAUUGUAUGAACAUAGAAUAAGACAAUUUAUUGAAGUUAAACAUGUAGAAGAAGAAAAAAAAUUGGAGAGAUGGAAGUAUCAUUAUACGUUAGAUUUGGAAACUACUGCUAAAAGAAUGGUUGAAGGUGUUUCUGACUG